AUGUCAGUCAGUACGCUCGAAAGUGCCGCUGAAGCUGGACGCCCACUGGACACGGAGAUGGUGCCUGACGCUCAAAGCCGUGCAUUUAGUCGACUAACAUUGGUCAGUGGUCCUCGUGAAUCGGGUUCUCGAUAUCCCUAUCUCAGAGGGGUUCCUUUGUAUAAUCUCAUCACAGCUCUAAUUGUUGGAAUGCUUCUCCUGGGCCUGGAUAUCAAUGUGGUCGCAACAGCCGUUCCCACAAUCUCGAACUACUUUGACAGUUUUAAGGAUGUGAACUGGUAUGGUUCAGCCUUCCUUCUGGCUCUAUGUGCAACGCAACCGCUUGCAGGCAAGCUGUAUACUUUAUUCCCAUUGAAAUACUUGUAUGUCGGUUUUAUGGCCAUCUUUGAGCUCGGAAAUCUCAUUUGUGCGCUCUCAACGUCAAGCAACAUGGUGAUCGCUGGCCGGACUGUUGCAGGGUUGGGAGCUUCAGGCCUUUUCAAUGGAGCAGUCGUUAUUCUGACAGCGUGCUCCCCUCCCAAGAUUCGACCUCUUGUAACAGCUUGUGGAAUCUCUAUGAUCGCAAUAGGGGGUAUUGUCGGCCCACUGAUUGGGGGUGCCUUUACUGAGCAUGUCAGCUGGCGUUGGUGUGAGUUUUUCUUUGCCUUGCUUCUCGGAUUUACAUAUUUUGGAUUCAUUCAAGGCUUUUGGGUUUUUCUCCCAUUUGGAGGCGUCACCAUGCUCAUUAUGCUGAUUCUCCGCGUCCCCGAGCAAACGAUCAAGCCACCAAUGAGCUCUGUUCUCGUCAAACUUCCCAGGCUCGAUCUCUUGGGCUUUGCUCUCUUCGCCAGUGCCUGUACCAUGUUUCUGACUGCCAUCAAUUGGGGUGGAGCAACCUACCCCUGGAGCUCGGCAAAAGGUGAUGAAGCCUUAAUUCCACCUCAUAUUCUUCGAGAGCGAAAUCUUUUCUUUGGCUGCUGGAUCUCCGGUCUGCAAGGUGGUGCCACUAUCAUGGUGGGCUACUACCUACCUUUGUGGUUUCAGGCUGUCAAGGGAGCCUCGCCGACCGAUAGUGGCCUCAUGAUGCUCCCGACAAUGGUAAGUCAGAUCCUAGGUUCAAUAACGUCGGGCGCACUCGUUCGCAAGCUCCAUUACGUUCCCCCUUGGGCAAUCAUCGGUAGUGCGAUGACUGCAGUCGGAACCGGACUCAUUACCACAUUUACAGCAGAUACGAGCAAGGGAAAGUGGAUCGGUUAUCAGAUCAUCGCGGGGUUCGGACGGGGUGCAGCGUUGAACAUGCCCAUCGUUGCAAGCCAAGAAUAUCUAAACCGCGACUCCAUUGCUAUUGCCAGUUCUGCUAUUGCUCUGUGUCAAUAUCUGACUGGGUCCGUUGCCAUCUCUGUGGCGCAGGCUAUCUUCCAGAAUCGCUUGACGCCAGCUCUGGAAAAGUAUGCGCCCAAUGUUGAUCCAGCAAUCAUCCUGGAUGCUGGCGCUACAGGAUAUGCCGAUGUUUUACCUGUUGGCCAGCUGCCCGGAGUUCGUUUCGCGUAUAAUGAAGCAUUGGUCAAGGUCUUUUUUCUCCCUACAGCCACUGCUGCUGUGGCUGCCUUGCUGAGCUUUGGCUUCUCUUGGAAGAAAAUUGGCGUAGAGGAGCACGAAGAAAUGCCUCCAGCUGUUUCAGACCAUGUCCAGAGUAAGUAG
This is a messenger RNA of Aspergillus pseudoviridinutans, 1680 nucleotides long. RefSeq names its product MDR family MFS transporter. NCBI's taxonomy places the organism in Eukaryota, Fungi, Ascomycota, Eurotiomycetes, Eurotiales, Aspergillaceae. Bases 1 to 1680 code for a protein of 559 amino acids. Gene Ontology annotation, biological process: transmembrane transport. The record is from RefSeq and is a predicted model, not a curated record. The transcript has 9 exons. Gene Ontology annotation, molecular function: transmembrane transporter activity.